GAUAGCGGUGAGCAUCAGCUUGCCCGCAUCUGGAUAAUCCUUGUGCCGCAUGAUGACCCCUUCCACGGACGAGCCUACGUCCGUUUCCUGCCUCAACGGGAACACCUCAUUGAAUUUCACAUCAAAACGGGGCCCAUAACAUUUGCUAGCGGCAUUGAAAAGUACAGUUUGCUCAAGAACCUCAGAGGUUCUCUCAUCACUCCAGCCCUCAUUCAUGGACAAGCUAUACAGUCUCUCCCAAUCAUCUUGACUUGCAGCAUUUCUCCAGCACUCCUCCAAAACCGUUGUGUUGCGUCUGAGAAAGGACGCACUCGUCCACAAGAAUAUAUCGAAGGCUCGCAAAGAAAGCUCCCGCUUCUCGAUUCUAAGACACAUUUUGAUAAGAUCCACCGGAUCAAGAAGCUGCUGCUCCAUCAAUUGCUUUUCCUCAUCAUCAUCAGCGUACGAGAACAUCAGCUUCUAUACGCUUCACCUUUAGCUCAUAGCCAACUUCUCUUCCUGACAGAUUCACAGAUUGGUAUCACCAUUUCAGGUGCAAACAACAUGGUAAAAAAUAAUAAAGGACACCAAAAAACUAAGUAUUACAUCCUUCUACCAGAGACAAAGAAUGACGCUGCAUCUACCACAAAUUUUGGACUUCUUAAUUUCCUCUAG
This is a messenger RNA of Striga asiatica, 654 nucleotides long. NCBI's taxonomy places the organism in Eukaryota, Viridiplantae, Streptophyta, Magnoliopsida, Lamiales, Orobanchaceae. The record is from the annotation of a GenBank genome assembly.